AUACAUACAGGCGUAAAUCUAUAGUCUGUGAACUUCGCAACAAUGCCUUUCGUCAAGGUUCUUAAGAAUAAGCAAUAUUUUAAGCGGUACCAGACCAAGUUCCGUCGUCGUCGUGAGGGCAAGACGGACUACCGGGCCCGCAAGCGCAUGGUGGCGCAGGACAAGAAUAAGUACAACACGCCCAAAUACCGCCUGGUGGUGCGUUUCACGAACCGCUACUGCAUCGCACAAAUUGUCUACGCCACGAUUGACGGGGACAAGGUCCUGGCCGCCGCCAACUCGAAGGAGCUCGCUCGCUAUGGACUUAAGGUCGGUCUGAAGAACUACGCCGCCGCCUACUGCACAGGUCUCCUCAUCGCACGCAGGCUCCUCAACAAGCUGGGCUUGGAUGAGGCCUACGAGGGGGUGGACGAGCCUGACGGCGAGAUAGCGACCACCAAGGACGAGACCAACGGGCGCACCUACUACGUCCCCGAGCUCAACGAUGAGAAGAAACCUUUUCGCGCCAUUUUGGAUGUAGGCAUCCAGACUACUACGACCGGCAACCGCAUCUUCGGCGUCCUCAAGGGCGCCUCGGACGGCGGCCUGGACAUUCCUCAGUCGGAGAAGCGCUUCCCGGGGUACGACCGUGACGGCAAGCGGUACGAUGCGGACAGCCACAAGGAGCGCAUUAUGGGCGAGCAUGUGGCUGACUAUAUCAACUACCUGGUGGAGGAGGACCACGAGGCGUACGAACGGCAGUUUGCCAACUAUAUCAAGCACGGUGUCUCCGGAGAUGAUUAUCAGGACUUGCUCGAGGAGGUGCAUACUGCUAUCCGCGAAGACCCGACCGCCGCGCCCAAGACGGAAUGGGAAGGAGAUCGCACGAAGUACAAGCGUCAGGGGAAGCUUUCUUACGAAGAGCGCAAGUCUCGCGUGGCUGAGAAGAAAUUGGCCAUGGCGGCAGCUGCUGGUGAUGCCGAUGAAAUGGAGGAGGAAGAGGAGGAAGAGUAACCAUGGCAUUGAAUUGGGAGGGGUUGAAAUUUGCACGGGCGACAACUCUUGGUUCCGC
Messenger RNA from Nannochloropsis gaditana CCMP526, 1051 nucleotides. It is a transcript of the gene RP-L5E, whose product is annotated as large subunit ribosomal protein L5e. The transcript is spliced from 10 exons. The record is from RefSeq and is a predicted model, not a curated record. Gene Ontology annotation, molecular function: 5S rRNA binding; structural constituent of ribosome. Gene Ontology annotation, biological process: translation; ribosomal large subunit assembly. The coding region runs from base 43 to 993 and encodes 316 amino acids. Gene Ontology annotation, cellular component: cytosolic large ribosomal subunit; ribosome.